GCUGGUGGACCUCGGAGCCAACCGGCCCAACCCUCUCAGAUCGUCAGUCCUCGCCUAGGUUUAGGCUUCCGGCCGCCGCAGCCUCCACGCCACGUCGCCGGGAGCGAAAGGAGAUCACCGGAAGAGGGGCGCGGAGAUGAGCGGGAGCGCGUUCAACGCGUUCAAGUCGCGGGUGCCGGUGGCGUGGAGUCCCCGGCUGUACAUCACUCUGGUGCGGGGCCUCCCGGGGACGCGGCGCCUCCACCGCCGCACGCUCGAGGCCAUGCGCCUCCGCCGCUGCCACCGCACUGUCGAGCACCGCACCACGCCGUCGCUCCUCGGGAUGCUCACCCAGGUGAAGCGCCUCGUCGCCGUCGAGACGGAGGAGAUGUACAACGCGCGGAAGCAGGCCGAGGCGGAGAGGCGCGCGCCCAGACCCCCGCUCGUCGUCUCCCACCACCCGCCGCCGCCGACACCGAAGCCGGCAGCAGCCGCCGCGGAGGGUGCCGCUACCACUGCGCAGUAGCCUUUGGGCAUUGGAAGCCUUUCAUCACAGUUCAGCGGCAUAAUAAUUAACUUGCUUGUGUUUGGGUCUGCUGGUCUCCAGACGAUAGCAUUGGAUGAUCUAGCAACCGAUAUGAUCUCAAGAUCGUUGUAUGGUCCGACUUGCAUUGGGCCUGUAUUUUAGAUUGUUAUAUGGACUGAGGUCAUAGUUUUCCGGCGCCUUUGGCUACAAUCAAGUUCAGUGAUUUGGUUUCAAUUACUAAUUUUUCUGAAAAUGCUCUUUACGAUGUGUAGGCUUCUUGUGUAGUUGAACCAUAGGAGUGCUGGCAUCUAUAUUUGCUCAGUUAUGAUUGUUGAUGUUGGCCAUUA
Molecule: messenger RNA, 852 nt
Organism: Sorghum bicolor (sorghum)
Lineage: Eukaryota; Viridiplantae; Streptophyta; Magnoliopsida; Poales; Poaceae
Exons: 2
Coding region: 137-505 (122 amino acids)
Biological process (GO): translation
Cellular component (GO): large ribosomal subunit; mitochondrion
Molecular function (GO): structural constituent of ribosome
Source: RefSeq, a predicted model, not a curated record